UAUUGUCUACGUUUAGCUGUGAUAAACAACAAUAAACAAAUACGUAGUAUAUAACCCGUAUCGAUAAAAUCCAGGAAGCUACCCACCAUUUUACAAUCAUUUUUUGAAGCAAGGCAGCUAGGAGAAGGACGCGUUACGACUUUUUCUCUUCCGAAGAAGAAAGACAUAAAAGGGGCAAUACUUCAUUACUCGUUCAAAUUCAAUUCUUCAUCUUCAUAUCUAUCAACAGUUUCGUUUUCUGUGAAAUUUGGAAAAGGAAGUAUAAUGGGAGAGCACAUGGUCUUGAGCAAUGAUCGCCUAAUAAGCCCUGAAUCUGUUAAAAUUUUGCAAAGUUCUGAGGCAUCCAGACCUUCAGGAAGCAGUUCUCUCUCUCAUAAUCUGGAUGAUCAAUCUGCAUUAGCUAUUGAUAUAAAGGAGGAAGACGAUGACGUGCUAGGUGAAGAAGAGCCGCUAAUUCAGUCUGUAGAAUGCCGCAUUUGCCAAGAGGAAGACGCCGUCAACAAUAUGGAAGUUCCUUGUUCGUGCAGAGGCAGCUUGAAGUUUGCACACCGCAAGUGUGUCCAAAGAUGGUGUGAUGAAAAGGGGGAUAUCACUUGUGAGAUAUGUCAUCAGCCCUACCAACCUGGAUAUACUGCCCUUCCUCGUCCCCAGUCUGAAGAUACUUCUAUUGAUUUUGGACCGGGGUGGACUGUUACUGGAGAUCAGCUAAACUUACAUGACCCCAGACUUUUGGCAAUGGUUGCAGCAGAACGCCAUCUUCUAGACGCUGACUAUGAUGACUAUGCUGAUUCAAGUGCCAGCGGAGCUGCUUUUUGUCGCUCUAUUGCUUUCCUUUUAAUGGCUCUCCUACUGUUAAAGCAUGCUCUGAGCAUUGGAAAUGGUGACGGAGACGAUGAUGACGUUUCUGCUAUUUUCUCUCUUUUUUUGCUUCGAGCAGCUGCUUUUCUUAUUCCAUGCUACAUUAUGGCUUGGUUUAUUAGUAUAUUGCAGCGUCGAAGACAAAGACAGGAGUCAGCAGCAGCGUUGUCAGCAGCAGAAGUAGCAUUUAUGCUGCAGGCAGGGCAGCACAGAGGUUUACACUUCGCAAUAACACCACAGCCUGCACCAGUUCCAGCCCCAGCCCCGCCGCCGGUGACUGCUAUUGAAGUGCCAAGUGGCAUUAGUGAGCAAGUAUGAGUGUUACUUUGUUUUCUUUUCUACUGCUGCUUAUGCACGAGAAGUUCUACCAAAUGUCACAUCUUUAUCAGAAAUUCUAUGGAACUUGUAUGAUAUUACGUUUUAUAUUCGGCAGAUUAAAAUUUCCCCAAAUGCCUGGUACCCUGAUAUUUAAAUGGGAUUAUAUACAAUGCAUCCAAAUAUAAUAAACUCUAUUGUAAAUUUGAAUAAGUCUAAAU
Cuscuta epithymum is the source of this 1394-nucleotide messenger RNA. NCBI's taxonomy places the organism in Eukaryota, Viridiplantae, Streptophyta, Magnoliopsida, Solanales, Convolvulaceae. The record is from the annotation of a GenBank genome assembly.